Racocetra fulgida is the source of this 903-nucleotide messenger RNA. The record is from the annotation of a GenBank genome assembly. NCBI's taxonomy places the organism in Eukaryota, Fungi, Glomeromycota, Glomeromycetes, Diversisporales, Gigasporaceae.
CUCGCAAAAGGCACAUAUUCAACAGUCACCUUUGAUAAAGAUGUCUUCACUAAAGGCUCACCUAAUUCAGUGAAAGCAAUGGAAUUGAUAGUAUGGUUUUUAUUUAAAAAAUUGGACGACUCGUUGACUACGGCGAAAUUCACCUGUUGGCCAAUUCUUGAUUUACCAUCAAGUUUGCAAUUUCGGACAGUAGCGUACAAAUGGUUAGAUCAAUUGAAAAAAGAUGGAUACCUUGGAAAUACGGAUAUUGUUUUGAGACGUACAUUGUUUGAUGAAUGUCAAGGCGAAAGUCGAUGGAAAAAUUUGGCAGAGAAACUUUCGAGUCAUUUAUAUGAUGUUAUAGACCGAAAUAAUGAAUUAGAGAAACGUAUUCAUGAAUUUCAUAAGGGAAAACAUAUUAAUGGACGUGAAAAAGUGACAGUAGAACAACUUUCUUUUAAGAGAAUUAAACAACUCGAAGAUGCACGCUUUAUUUGGAAUUCAUGUUUGAGUUGGAUACGAGAAAAUCAAAAUAAUAUCGGUGAUUAUGAUACAAAUAAAUAUCGACUUAAUGGACAGGAUAUUUCAUUGCAAGUUCCGGAAAUUAUGAUGAAUAUGUGGGAAGACCAAUUCCAAAAAGAACGAAUUAGUCCUUGGCAAUGCGGAAGAUUAGAUUUAAUAUCUUUAUUGAAAUUAUGGAGGUUUGCACUUCAAACUUUGAACGAUAAAAUUACCAAACCAAAAACUAUACAACAUCAAGACCUAGAAAGUGAAUCGCUUUCGUCCACAAUUAAAAAACUAGAGGAACAUCUGAUAGAACAAAAGAGACAAAUCAAAAGCCUAUCUAUGCUCAAUAAUUCAUUAAGAAUGCGCUUAAAUGAAAUUAACGAAUCUGUUAGAUUAUUAAAAAAUGAUCAAAAAUAA